Messenger RNA from Lolium perenne, 1336 nucleotides. RefSeq names its product peroxidase A2-like. Lineage: Eukaryota; Viridiplantae; Streptophyta; Magnoliopsida; Poales; Poaceae. The record is from RefSeq and is a predicted model, not a curated record. Gene Ontology annotation, biological process: response to oxidative stress; hydrogen peroxide catabolic process. Gene Ontology annotation, molecular function: peroxidase activity; heme binding.
CCAUCACAUCAUAUCCAGCUCUCCCUGAUACAGUGAUACUUCCUUCCUUCUAUCCAGCAGCCAGCUAGCUCGCUCGCUUGGCGAUCGCUCCACCAGUGUGGCUGGCAAGUGGCAAACCAGCAGGUGUUUCUCCUUGUAACAAUUGCACAUAUGGCUCCUUCCUCUCGCUUCUCGUUAGCUCCUCGCGGUAGCUUCCUGCUCACAGUAGCGCUACUGGUCCUACUGCUGAGCCACGGAACUCACGGUCAUGGCGCCGGGCUGAGCUCGUCCUUCUACGACGGCUCGUGCCCAGGCACGCGCGACAUCGUCAGGCGCGUUAUCCAGGAUGCCCGCGUCACCGACACCCGUAUCCCGGCCAGCCUCAUCCGUCUCCACUUCCACGACUGCUUUGUCAACGGCUGCGACGGCUCGCUUCUACUCGACGAUGACGCCCAGGCAGCGAUUAUGACCGAGAAGAACGUCCCCGCCAACGACAACUCAGCGCGCGGGUUUGGCGUGGUCGACGGGAUCAAGCGUGCGUUGGAGAACGCCUGCCCCGGCGUCGUCUCCUGCGCCGACAUCCUCGCCCUCGCCGCCGAGAUCUCCGUCGAGCUGGCGGGAGGGCCAUCCUGGACCGUCCCGCUGGGCCGCCGUGAUGGCACCACCACCAACAUCGAGAGCGCUAACAACCUCCCGAGCCCCUUCGACCCCCUUGAGACACUCCAGGAGAAGUUCAGGAACCUAGGCCUCGAUGACACCGACCUCGUUGCGCUGCAGGGAGCGCACACCUUUGGGCGGGCGCAAUGUCAGUUCACGCAGAAGAACUGCACGGCCGGGCAGAGUGAGGGGGCACUGGUGAACCUCGAUGACGUCACACCCGAUGUGUUCGACAACAAGUACUAUGGCAUCCUCCUGCGGGGUCGCGCCCAGCUUCCAUCAGACCAGGUGAUGUUGUCCGAUCCCGUCGCGGCAAGGACCACCGCACCAAUCGUUCGCAGGUUCUCUGGUAACCAGAAGGACUUUUUCAGAAACUUUGCCGCAUCGAUGGUUAAAAUGGGAAACAUAAGCCCGCUGACCGGAAGGGAUGGGGAGAUUAGGAAGAACUGUCGGAGGGUGAACAAGAAACCCUACUAAGGAACGAGAUUCCAUUCAUGUUGAUGCACAUACAAUUUAACUAGUUUUUUCUUAUGCACAUACAAUUUAACUAGUUUUUUCUUCCUUUUGCGGGUAGAGAGAUCUUGUAAAUCAUUGUUUUAAUUCAUUCUAAUUGUGAAGUUUUUCUAUGUUCCUCUCUACAGAAGCAAAUGUAAAUGCUCGUUAUUCACUAUAUAUCGUCUUAUAUGUUUUAUUUCCUUCA